Molecule: messenger RNA, 1379 nt
Organism: Vigna unguiculata (cowpea)
Lineage: Eukaryota; Viridiplantae; Streptophyta; Magnoliopsida; Fabales; Fabaceae
Product: DnaJ (DUF3353)
Cellular component (GO): chloroplast membrane
Source: RefSeq, a predicted model, not a curated record
UCACAAAAUUGGGUGGAGCAGGGUUUUGGUAUUCUCAUAAGCCUCUCUUCUCUUCUUGCUCCUAUUGCUAUCCGUUAUACACACACACUCUCUCUCAUGUUAAACCUCAACGAACCCAGCUCCAUCUGAACGCCUUUUGCCCCUUUCAUUUUCUUACACCUUUCACUGGUAACCAUAAACAGGUAGGUCAUAUUGCCUGAGGAUUUUAGUAACAAUGACUGUGUCUGGGUUGAGUAGCUGUCCCUCAAGAUGUCCCCAGCUACCUUUUAGUCACCUGGGAUCACGCCAUGUCAGGGUUAUGGCUUUCUCUGUGGCUGGGAGAUCUAAACAAGGAAGAGAGUUUCUCCAGGUGGAAAGAACACGUUUUUUUUCUCCUAUAUUAAAAGGCAAUAGACGACAAGUUCAGUUGGUCAGAAGUGCCAUGGAUGCUUCAUAUGGUGAUAUGGCUAAUGAUUCUGCUGCUGUUUUUCCAAGAAUUAAUGUGAAGGACCCAUAUAAACGACUUGGAAUAAGCAGGGAAGCUUCUGAAGAUGAGAUUCAAGGAGCAAGGAAUUUCCUGAUUCAAAAAUAUGCGGGACACAAGCCAAGUGUAGAUGCUAUUGAAUCAGCGCAUGACAAAAUAAUCAUGCAGAAGUUCUAUGAACGGAAAAACCCAAAAAUUGACAUUAAGAAGAAAAUGAGGGAAGUUAAUCAAUCCCGAUUUGUUCAAGCAGUCAGAGGCAGAUUUCAAACUCCAUCCACAAAAUUCAUUAUAAAAACAUCACUAACGUUCUUGGUACUUGGAGUUUUAACUGUCCUCUUUCCAACUGAGGAAGGACCAACUCUUCAGGUGGCAAUAUCUCUGAUCGCUACAAUGUACUUUAUACAUGAGCGGCUAAAGAGCAAGAUUCGAACUGUACUAUAUGGGUUUGGAGGCUUUGCUAUUUCGUGGCUGUUGGGAACCUUCUUGAUGGUGUCAGUAAUUCCUCCUAUCACCAUACUUAAGGGACCAAGGGCAUUUGAAGUGAUCUCAUCAUUGAUUACAUAUGUUUUAUUAUGGGUUUCAUCGACCUAUCUUAGGUGAAGAGGGUUUUAAAGCAGAAGACCAGUUUUUGCAGUUGAAGUUCACAAAAUAUUAUCGCUUACCUUAUUCAGUGUUCGAAUUAUAGCUCAGAAAAAAAAAUGAAAUACCUUAUUUGUUGGUAAGCAGUUGUUUCACUUUCUAGAUUCAAUAUUUGAAUGAGCAAAGGAACUUAAGUUCUUUUAGAAGGGGAAAUGAGUGAGUUUUGUUCAGUAUGGAUAUUUUUAGCUUUCAAAUUGACAUAUCUCUUUCAAAGGGAAUUUUGUCUCCUUGAACGAGUCUAUCUAACGUGAUUCGAAUUACUAGAGAUCUAAUGUAA